AUGAAAGAAAUGUUAAGCCCACCAGCAUAUAAACCUUUAUAUGAAAUUAUUAGAGUUAAUAAAAAAAAACCUCCUAAUAUAGAUACUGAAAUAUAUAAAGAAUAUUUAUUAGUUAAGAAAAAGUUUGAAAAAGAUCUUGAAAAUAAGAAUGUAAAAAUAAUUAUUUAUGAACGUUUAAAUGAUAGAUAUUGGACAAAAGACGAAAAUGUUAAUACAUCUGAUAGUUCAGAAUUAUGUGAGGAUAAUUUAAAAAAAACGAAACAAAAAAAAAAUAUAAAAAAUGUGAAUGAAGAGGAAGAGCCUGGUAAUGUUAUACAAACUGCGGUAAGUAAAAAGGUGAGAACCAAAAAAAGAAAAGAAAAAAAAGCAGAAAAAAGGGCAGAUGUAAAGACAGAUGUAAAGGCAGAAGUAAAGGCAGAAGUAAAGGCAGAAGUAAAGGCAGAUGUAAAGACAGAAAAAAUGACCGAGCAAACGACCGAAAAAACGAACGAAAAAAUGGCCGAAAUAAACAGCGAUAUAGUUGUAAAAACAAAGUCAACGAAAAUUAUAGGAACACUUAAAAUAUUGUAUAAUUUUUAUGUAAACUUAUAUGAUAAAAUAAAAGAAGAUGUAGAAAAUAUAAAAAAUAAAACAGAGCAUAAUAAAAUAAAUUUAUUUAAAGAUGUUAAUUUAUAUUCUAAUUAUAUUUCUAUGUUCGAUAUAAUAAAUAUAUGUGAAGAUUUAAAUAUUAUUAAAGCAUUUUUAAAUUCGAAAAAAGAAUGUGAAUUGAUAUGGAUUCUUACAGUUAAUUAUUUUGAUAAAGUUGAUGAAAAUAUAUUCGAAAAAUAUAAAUAUAAGAUAGAUGUAAAUUAUGAAAAACAAGAACCCAAACGGGUUCAGGAAUGUACAGAAAAAAGUAUUAAAAACCAAGUAGAAACUUCUGAAAAUAACAAUGGUAUGGAAAAUAAAAACAUAAAAAAUGGUUCUAAAUUUGUAGAAUCCAAAAGAGAAGAUAUUUUUCAAGAGACAAUUAAUGAAAAAAAUAAUUUGAAUUCUAAAAAAAUAAAUAAAGAUGAUGAACAAUCAUUAUUAUCUGAAAAAUUCCAAAAAAACGAAAUGAAAAUAAAAAAUAAUGAGAAAGAGAAUUCAAAAGGUGAAGUAAAUAAUAAAUCUUGUGAUAUAGUGAUAAAUAGAAAAGAAAAAAUAAAAGAAUAUAUUUAUGAUAAUUGCUCCGAGAAAGUUAAUGCACUAAUGUUCCGAAAAGUAAAUUUCUUUGUCUUUGUCUACAUAAUAAUUUAUAUAAUUAAAACAAGCACUAGAAAGAUUAAAGCGAUAAAAGAUGAUAUAAAAAAAAUCAAAAGUUUUUUUUUUUUCUUAAAUAUUUAUGAAAAUAAAAAAACUAUAGAAACUUUAAAUAAUAUAUAUAAAGAUAAGUAUCUAAAUUUUUAUCAAAAUUAUAAUAGUAGUGAAGAAAUUGAAAAUUAUAAAAAGAGAAAAAUAUUUCGACAUAAAUUUUCUUUUUAUGAUAUUAAUAAAAUUUUGGGAAAUAAAAAUGCAGAAUUUGGAAAUUUAAAAACGGGUAUGAAUCAGAAAAAAGUUGAGGUAGCGAAAAUUGAAUCUACUGGAAAAUUGGAAAAAAAUAUAGAAUCUGAAAAUAUAUUUAACGAAGAAAAUCAAACAGAUAUAUUAAAAAUUAAUAGUAAAUUUUAUGAGGAAAAUGAUAAAAAUUGUCAAAAAGAAAAAGCAGUACAAGAAGAUAAUCGAUAUAAAGAUACACAUUUUAUAGAAACGUUAGAAUUAUGUAAUGAUAUGGAUAUUAUGAACAAGCAAGGUAAUAAUUGUGUAAAUGAAGAAAAUAGUGAUAUAAAAAAAAAUAAAAUUUUAAAUAGCUAUGUAUUUGAUUAUAUUUUUAAAAAUUAUUGUUACAAAAAAAAAUAUUGGAAUGUAUCAGAAAAUAGUAGUAUUGAUUUUGGUAUUAUAAAAAAAGAAAACAAUAAUAAUAAUAAUAAUAAAAAAUAUAAAAUAAAUAUAUAUAAUCAUAGUAAAUAUAAUAUAAUAGUUGAUGUUAGUGUAGAUAAAGAUUUACCUGUAUCGGUCAUGUUUAAAGACAAAUUAUUUUGCAUUAGCUCGAAAUAUACUAUUUAUUUAGAAGUAGACAAUUCCAUUUCAGGAGAAAAAUUCGGGUUUGUAAAUGUCAAGUUAAAUUACAAAAAUAUAAACAAAGAACAUGAUCAAAUAAAUAUUCCUGUCUAUGUUUUUAUCCAAGAUUAA
Molecule: messenger RNA, 2250 nt
Organism: Plasmodium yoelii
Lineage: Eukaryota; Apicomplexa; Aconoidasida; Haemosporida; Plasmodiidae
Product: conserved Plasmodium protein, unknown function
Exons: 1
Coding region: 1-2250 (749 amino acids)
Source: RefSeq, a predicted model, not a curated record